AUGUGCCAUCCUCAGACAGAGCAAGUAGCAAAGAAGAUCGAGCUCGAGCGGUUCCCCACACUGCUAGUAGAAAAGAAGUUCGAGUCCCUGGAGUGCCAGUCAACCAUCGACGGCCAAACCGCCGCCACGACCAUGAGCGACACCGUCGUCAUCACCGUCGCCGUCGACAACUCUACUGUCGGCGAGAGGGGCGCCAUCCAAUGGCCUGCCACCCGCAAGGGGCUGCAGACUGGCACACCAUCGGCUGAUGGGAUUGAGAGCGUGAUGUUCACGUACCGAUUCAUGGAGGACCGGCCGGGCACGUACCACACUUGCGACGACCAAGACCCGACCACAGUGUUCACCGACGUGCAGGAAAGCAAAGCUGGGUCGACCUAUUCGGAACACGAUGCAGUCAACGUGCCACACGGAGACGACCGAGAAGUCAUGGCGUACACCCCAGGAGGCAGGGGCCAUGCCGCCCUUGCAAGCUCAAAAGCACAACUCAUGGCCGGUAACUCUGUUAUCUAUCACAAUGACGAAGGCCCGGUCGAGCGGCUCCUUCGGUGGGUUGCUGGUAUAUGCUGGGGCAGGGACCAUGCCGUCUAUGCGUGCCCCGAAGCGCAACUCAUGGCCGAUUGUCCUGUCAUUCACCUCAAUGACGAAGGCCCGAUUGGGUGGCUUCUCCGGUGAUCCCAAUACUGUCAUGUGCCUUAGAGGAGAUAACCCGUUAAACUUGAGGUUUGGAGGUUGAGCAAACCCUCGUGUCACACGAGGUUCCGGCUUCCCUCCAUCAUGAGUUAAUACAACUCUCUUUCCCCAUCU
Messenger RNA from Triticum aestivum (bread wheat), 804 nucleotides. RefSeq lists its product as uncharacterized. NCBI's taxonomy places the organism in Eukaryota, Viridiplantae, Streptophyta, Magnoliopsida, Poales, Poaceae. The transcript is spliced from 2 exons. The record is from RefSeq and is a predicted model, not a curated record. Bases 1 to 672 code for a protein of 223 amino acids.